Molecule: messenger RNA, 927 nt
Organism: Laccaria bicolor S238N-H82
Lineage: Eukaryota; Fungi; Basidiomycota; Agaricomycetes; Agaricales; Hydnangiaceae
Exons: 5
Coding region: 1-927 (308 amino acids)
Source: RefSeq, a predicted model, not a curated record
AUGUACCAUUUAUGUCUAGCCAACUCCGGCCGCACGGCGAACCCUUUCCUAUCUAUACAUCUUUCGGAACUUACUUCCACCACAAUUAGCGCCGAUCCAUAUAAGCCCGCAGUCAAGCUCGACUGGGUGGCGCUGGCCUCUUGCCCUUCCUACCUUCCAUCCAUCCAAACGACGUAUCCAUCGCACCGCCCAUGCAACUGCAACGUGACCAUGAAAGGUCUCCUUCCUAUGUCCUAUGGGAUUUCGCCCAAUGGACGCAGGUCGCUUGUCAACUUUGUCGAAGUAGGUAUCGGAUCCAAUGUGAUGGGUGGCUUGCGGGAUGUGGAAAUUGUCAGCGAUAUGGGCUCAGUUGCGUGUAUUCUCACACCAUAUCCAUUCGAGCCAAGCGACGGAAAUGCCCCAAACUCCACUCCGGGCUGGGCUCAAUAUUCCUCCCCUCUUUUCCUGAAUCUUAACACAGAUAUCGAUGAAAUGAAUACUGACGUGCCGGUAUUGCAGACUGGAAAUCCUAUGCCUUGUUUUAAUAAUUAUCUUAUUAUUCCCGAGCCCACGGUUGAUGUGUAUGUGCCAUUCGACUCGUAUUCCUCCGCCGCACACGUAACUUCGACUCAGGAGAGGACCACUGCCCAUCAUGACGUCCUUGAAUCACCUCCCUGGCAGGACCUUUCUGCUCGAGCUCCCAAUGUACCAUACCUCCUCUUGCCAGAUGAUCUCCCUUCCCCUCACAGAAUCCAAAGACCCUCAGAAAUGAUGCCUCCCCUCCGCCUUCACGUUGGUUCUCCGGCCCUCGCAUCCGCAAAGCGGAAGAUUCGAAGGCACGAAGCCAAGUUCUUCUGCGUCAUCGCUGGGUGCGGUCACGAUUUCACCACUAAACAGAAUCUCAAGAGUAUGUUCAACGUCAUUACCGUAUUCUCCCUAUUUGUUUGA